UACAGUACUAUUAUUUGCAUCUAAUGUGUACACUGAAAAAACUGUCUUUGUAGCUGUUUUCCUAGAUAAAAGGGAACUCAAGAAAGAAGAAACCAGAACCAAACAAACAACAUUAUUGGAUAUCCAUUCUUCUACAACUUUCAUCUUGCUUUGUCUGAUUUUGGUUCUGCUAUUGUUCCUUCUUGCAAAGUUCUCAACUUUUUCAAGAGCUUCAUACAAUUCUCUGCAAUAUCUAUAGUAAGAUUUUGUACUAUAUAUUGAUUAGAGUAGAAGCACAAGAUAGUGCAGAGAGAGUUGAUGGGUCAUUUUUCAUCCAUGUUCAAUGGAUUGGCACAGUCAUUGAAAAUGAAAAAAGGAAGGAGUAAAUGUAGUGGGAGAGAAGCUGCUGAAGCAUUGGCAAAAGAAGCAAAAAGAAAUCACUCCCUUAUCAAUAGCUCUGGCACCAUUAAUGUUGAUGGUUCAAACAACUUUGCCUCGGUUUUCUCCAAAAGAGGCAAGAAAGGAGUUAACCAAGAUUGUUGCAUAGUGUGGGAAGAAUUUGGAUGCCAAGAGGACAUGAUCUUCUGUGGGAUUUUUGAUGGACAUGGACCUUGGGGUCACUAUGUGUCAAGAACAGUAAGAGAGUCAAUGCCAUCAGCUUUGCUAUGCAACUGGCAGGAGACACUUUCUCAAACUUCAAUUGAUCCAGAAAUUGAUUUAAAGACAGGCAAAAAACAUCAACAGUUUAAUAUAUGGAAGCAUUCUUACCUGAAGACAUGUGCUUCAAUCGAUCAAGAACUAGAGCAGAAUCACAAGAUUGAUUCGUUUUUCAGUGGAACGACGGCAGUGUCAAUUGUUAGACAGGGUGAACUCAUUGUGAUUGCAAAUGUUGGUGAUUCUCGUGCUGUUUUAGCUACAACAUCAGAUGAUGGAAAUUUGGUUCCAGUUCAGCUAACAAUAGAUUUCAAGCCCAAUUUACCUCAGGAAGCAGAGAGAAUACUUGACUGCCAAGGGCGAGUCUUCUGCCUAGACGACGAGCCUGGGGUGCACCGUGUGUGGUUGCCGAAUGAGGAGUCUCCGGGACUAGCCAUGUCAAGGGCUUUUGGUGACUAUUCUAUGAAAGAUUAUGGUCUUAUUUCAGUGCCUGAAGUAACACAAAGGAAUAUAACAAGCAAAGACCAGUUUGUUGUGCUAGCCAGUGAUGGGGUUUGGGAUGUGAUCUCUAAUCAAGAAGCAGUGGAUAUUGUGUCUUCAACAGAAGACAGAACAAGUUCAUCUAAACGUUUGGUGGAGUGUGCAAUGCAUGCAUGGAAAUGCAAGAGGCAAGGUAUUGCUAUGGAUGAUAUUUCAGCCAUAUGUCUAUUCUUUCAUUCCUAGCCUUUGCACUAAAAUAGUUUAAUCAUGUAAAAUUGGCUAGUCAAGUUCAAGCCAUUUGUUUGUUUUGUUUGAUCAAUGCAUGUAAUAUGGUCUCUUAAAAAAAUGUGAUGUAAAUUGGUCAAAUUAAGGUUGAUUCAUUAGAAGGUGAUGUGUCUUUGUCUAUGUUUUUUUGUUGACCUAAUCAAUCAUGGUUACUCGUGUUUUUUUAAUUGCUACUCA
Molecule: messenger RNA, 1575 nt
Organism: Medicago truncatula (barrel medic)
Lineage: Eukaryota; Viridiplantae; Streptophyta; Magnoliopsida; Fabales; Fabaceae
Product: probable protein phosphatase 2C 73
Exons: 6
Coding region: 298-1356 (352 amino acids)
Biological process (GO): protein dephosphorylation
Molecular function (GO): protein serine/threonine phosphatase activity
Source: RefSeq, a predicted model, not a curated record